AUGCCCUUUGCACAACUCGUAAUCGGCCCCCCGGGCGCCGGCAAGUCGACCUACUGCAACGGCAUGCAGCAGUUCAUGGGUGCGAUCGGGCGCAAGUGCUCGGUCGUGAAUCUGGACCCGGCCAACGACCCCGUUCCUUCGUCCUCGUACGCGUCCUACGAGCCGGCCCUGGACAUCCGCGACCUCAUCUCGCUCGACACGAUCAUGCGGGACGAGGAGAUCGGGCUCGGCCCCAACGGCGGCGUGCUCUACGCGCUGGAAGAGCUCGAGGAGAACUUUGCGGGCUGGUUCGAGGAAGGGCUCAAGCGGCUCGGCGACGAUUACAUCCUCUUCGACUGUCCCGGACAGGUCGAGCUGUUUACCCACCACGGCAGUCUGAGGAGGAUCUUUGCCAGGUUAGAGAAGAUCGGGUAUCGUCUAGUUGUGGUCAACCUGAUUGACUCGUACGCCCUAACGCUCCCCUCGCUGUACAUCUCCACUCUCCUGCUGUCCCUACGGAGCAUGCUCCAACUCGACUUUACACAUAUCAACGUCCUCACGAAAGUCGACAAUCUCAGUAAAUACCCUCCUUUACCGUUUAAUCUGGACUUUUACACCGAAGUCCAAGACCUAUCGUACCUGCUCCCUUAUCUCGAGGAAGAGUCGCCGAUGUUCAAGCACGGCGGGAAAUUCCAGGCGUUGAAUGAGGCGAUUGUCCAACUCGUCGAAGAGUAUGGGUUAGUCGGCUUCGAGACAUUGGCAGUCGAAGAUAAAAAGAGUAUGAUGAGCUUAUUGCACACGAUUGACAGGGCGGGGGGGUAUGCAUUUGGCGGCGCCGAGGGCGCGAAUGAUUCUGUUUGGCAGGUCGCUGUCAGGGAGGGACUUGGUAAAAUGGAUGUCAGGGAUGUCCAGGAACGGUGGAUCGAUAGGAGGGAAGAGUACGAUGAGUUAGAGAGAAAGGAGUGGGAGGAGGAGCAGAAGCGGAGGGAAGACGAGUGGAUGAAGAGCGGAGAGGGGAUGAUGAGAAUGAAGGAGGAUGGAGACGAGGACAUGAGCUUACCGCCGAUAAAGGAUGGUGGAGUAAAAGUCGUGAGGAGUGGGAAGAAGCAUUCGUGA
Cladophialophora psammophila CBS 110553 is the source of this 1095-nucleotide messenger RNA. RefSeq lists its product as uncharacterized. The coding region runs from base 1 to 1095 and encodes 364 amino acids. Gene Ontology annotation, molecular function: GTPase activity. Gene Ontology annotation, cellular component: cytoplasm. Lineage: Eukaryota; Fungi; Ascomycota; Eurotiomycetes; Chaetothyriales; Herpotrichiellaceae. The transcript has 2 exons. The record is from RefSeq and is a predicted model, not a curated record.